CAUUUGACGUGGAGGUGUGUUAGCCUGUACAAACAUGGUGAGGAAAAGUAAGAGAAGAGCUGAUGCAGCCACUAAACCUACUAAAGAAGAUGAUGUUACUAGCAAGAGACCUCUGAAAAGACUGAGAAAAGCUAUUAUUGAUUCUGAAACUACUCCAGAAGAGGUAGUAUCAAACAAGAAAAUAGUUGAAGAUGAAAAAGCGAUGCUGCAAAAGAACCUGUUCCAACUCCUAAAGUGAGGAAACCUUGUACAUGGCUUAAGCUUGACAGGCUUAACCCUGAAUUUGGAAGCAAAUCUCUUGAGAGUUCUAAACAAGGCAAAGAAGCCAAGCCUGCUGCUACAGUAAAAUCCCCGGGAAACAAUAAGAGUAAGAGAAUUGACAAAUUUGAAGAAAAACGUAAUUCCCAUCCGGUUACUGAUGAAGAGAAAAAUUUACGUCACCAUAGGAAGGAAGCAGAGCCUUCCGCAGAAGUCGAAACCUCAGGAGACAAUAAGAGGAAGGGAGAUGAAAAAAAUGAAAGAAGAAAAGGUCAUUCCCAUUCGUUUACUAAUGAAAAGCUAAAUUCACGUUGCCAUGACAGAGAAAAGACCUUAUCAAAGAAAUUGAUGAUGAAGCUGAGAAAGAACUAGGUGGAUUGAUUUUUAUGUGCAACUCCAAAACCAAACCAGAUUGUUUCAGAUACCAAAUAAUGGGUGUGCCAGCACACAGGAAAAGGUCGUUAUGAGCAUCAAGCCUGGUAUUAAGUUUUUCCUUUAUGAUUAUGAUCUCAAGCUCAUGUAUGGGGUCUUUGAAGCAUCAUCUGCUGGUGGAAUGAAACUUGAGCCAGAAGCUUUUAAUGGGGCUUUCCCAGCUCAGGUCCGUUUCAUUGUUCACAAAGCAUGCCUUCCACUACCUGAGAGUGUGUUCAAGAAAGCAAUCAGAGACAGCUAUGAUGAAAAGAAACGCAAGUUCCAAACAGAGUUGACAGUAAAGCAAGUGAAAAAUCUGAUAGGCGCGUUCAAUCCCGCCCCCUUGCUGCAUCCAAAUGGAAAAUCCAUGGUCCAAGAGCCACCUUUUUACUCAAAUUCACCAGCAACUUCAUUUAAUGAGGAUUACCAGAGGCAAAGACAUUUGAUUAAGUGUAGCAACUCUGAUAUACAAGGAAAGUCUACCCCUUUGCAUCAUGAGAAAGAAUUAUCCGGCAACCAUGUAAUUCAUAGCCCAGUUCCAGUACGAGAUCCGCUUUUCUUUUUCUGA
Molecule: messenger RNA, 1237 nt
Organism: Salvia splendens (bonfire salvia)
Lineage: Eukaryota; Viridiplantae; Streptophyta; Magnoliopsida; Lamiales; Lamiaceae
Product: DCD domain-containing protein NRP
Exons: 3
Coding region: 722-1237 (171 amino acids)
Source: RefSeq, a predicted model, not a curated record